AUGCAGAAAGUAAUUGUGUCCAGUCUGACUUCCGAGGUAGUGGAAGGUACUUUAGUGAAGCUGCAAGAUACAACAACCUCCCCAGGUUCACGUUUUAUGGACAAUAAAACCAGCUGCGGUGAACGCAUUUUGAACUAUGGAAAUAUUGAAAAAGUGCUUAUUGGAGGAGUAUUGGCCAUUAUAAUGUUUUUAACUAUUUGUGGGAAUUUAUUAUUAAUUAUAUCUUUAUGCAACGUCAAGAAAUUGAAACAACCCUCUAAUUAUCUAAUUGUGUCUUUGGCUAUUGCGGACUUAUCUGUGGCUGUGGCUGUGAUGCCCUUUGUUAGCAUCACCGAACUAAUAGGAGGACAGUGGAUCUUUGGUCGCGUUUUUUGUAAUAUUUUUAUCGCCAUGGACGUGAUGUGUUGUACAGCGUCAAUAAUAACUCUUUGUGUGAUAAGCAUAGACAGAUAUCUUGGCAUAACCAAGCCACUGACAUACCCGGUGAGACAGAAUGGGAGGUGCAUGGCGAAGGCAGUGCUGUAUGUGUGGCUCCUCUCUGCCUCUAUCACCCUGCCCCCUCUGUUUGGCUGGGCACAGAAUAUCAAUGAAGACAGCAUGUGUCUGAUCAGCCAGGAUCUGGCCUACACCAUCUACUCCACCGCUGUGGCCUUCUACAUCCCAAUGUUUGUCACGCUCACCAUGUACUACAGGAUUUACCGGGCCGCCAAGGUCAGCGUGGCCAGGCACACCAUCGCCGUCCCGCUCAAAGCCGAGGGCGACACGGCCCACGCCGGCACUGUGCUAGAGCUGCGGGGGGGGGUGGCGGAGUGCGUAAACCUCUCGCACCACCUGAGGAGCGACCGCAGGAACGGCUCCGCCGGCAGGCGACAGCAGAAGGCAGUGGCCACGCUGGGCGUGGUGGUGGGAGCCUUCACCGUGUGUUGGCUGCCCUUCUUCCUGCUGUCCACGGCGCGUCCUUUUGUCUGUGGCGGCUCAUGCAGUUGCGUGCCCCUGUGGCUGGAGAGGACCCUGCUGUGGCUGGGUUACGCCAACUCACUCGUCAACCCCUUCAUAAAUGCUUUCUUCAACAGGGACCUCAGGAUGACCUACAGGAGUAUCAUGUGCUGCCACUACCGAAACAUCAACCGCCGUCUGUCGGUGGCCAAUAUGCACGAGGCUCUGAAACUAGUAGACAGGCCAGAUGUGAUGAUGGAGGUUGAUUUUACACAGAAGGGUAGGACUAAUGUGACCAUGCCAGAGAUAUGAGGCUUUUUGACAAAGCGCUUAUUGCCCCAGAGUGGUUUUCUGAAAUGAUACAUUUUCU
This is a messenger RNA of Electrophorus electricus (electric eel), 1306 nucleotides long. RefSeq names its product 5-hydroxytryptamine receptor 7 (gene htr7). Gene Ontology annotation, biological process: positive regulation of MAPK cascade; circadian rhythm; vasoconstriction. Gene Ontology annotation, molecular function: G protein-coupled serotonin receptor activity. Gene Ontology annotation, cellular component: plasma membrane. The record is from RefSeq and is a predicted model, not a curated record. NCBI's taxonomy places the organism in Eukaryota, Metazoa, Chordata, Actinopteri, Gymnotiformes, Gymnotidae.